UAUUAGUAAGCCUCCAUAAAUAAGUAAUUUCAAUUACCAUUUUUAGGUUGUUUCCUACACAUACUAAGCCACAGUAAGUAAAAAUUUCCACCAAACCUUGAAAGGUCAAAAGCAUCUGCAAUAUUUAUAACCCCCCACUCCACUCCAGUUCUCCACAUUAUUUCUUCAUUUCUCAGUAUACUGAGUUGCUUUUGAAGGGUGAAAAAAUGGGAAGAGUAAAGGUAGAGAUUAAGAAGAUUGAGAACACCAGUAGCAGGCAGGUAACGUUCACGAAACGGCGCGGUGGAUUGCUGAAGAAGGCCAAGGAAUUGGCCGUUUUGUGUGAUGCAGAAGUUGGCGUUAUAGUUUUUUCAGGCACAGGAAAACUUUAUGAAUUCGCCAGUUUUGGCAUGGAACAUAUCAUAGAAAGGUACAAGAGUCUGCGCCCUUUUGAAGUUGCCCAACUCGAGAAUGUGGCGAAUCAGGUGGAGGUGCAUGCUGACGUAAAUGCCCUGAAAGAUGAACUUGAAAAGCUCAAGUUAAUGCACAGGCGGAUGCUAGGAAAAGAGCUCGGCGGGUUGAGUUUACAAGAAUUGCAGGAUAUGGAGCAUAAACUUUCCGAAGGGGCAAUGUUGGUAAAAAAUGAAAAGGAGAAAAAGCUGUUCGAGAAGCUGGAAAAAUCGAAACUGCAGAGACAAAAAGUUGUACAACAAAAUGAAGCACUUCGUGAACAGGUUGAGGAGCUUAAGCACCAAGUUGGGCUGUCACGAUCUCAUCGUCUACUUGGUAGAAAAGAUUAUGGUACAGCAUUGACGUCUGUUCGAGAAGGGAGUUCGGAUAUUUCUUUACGCUUGGAGCUAUCUUUAGUUGAUCGUCCCGAAAAGAGGAAGUUGCCAAAGACGGAGUCAAGUUUCAAGAUCCCGAUGGACACAAACUAGUGUUUCAGUUUUUUUCCCUAGCAAGAAAACCUUGUUAUGUUGAUUAAUGUGUUCGAGAGAUUUAAAGUCAAAUUCUAGAUUGAUAAUUAGU
Molecule: messenger RNA, 1008 nt
Organism: Olea europaea var. sylvestris
Lineage: Eukaryota; Viridiplantae; Streptophyta; Magnoliopsida; Lamiales; Oleaceae
Product: MADS-box transcription factor 23-like
Exons: 8
Coding region: 207-917 (236 amino acids)
Biological process (GO): positive regulation of transcription by RNA polymerase II
Cellular component (GO): nucleus
Molecular function (GO): RNA polymerase II cis-regulatory region sequence-specific DNA binding; protein dimerization activity; DNA-binding transcription factor activity, RNA polymerase II-specific
Source: RefSeq, a predicted model, not a curated record